AUGUACAAUGCUCUCAAGAAACUUGGUUUCACUAUUGUUCUGCUAACUGGUCGGGACGAGGACCAAAGGAAUGUCACGGAGACAAAUCUACGAGAUGUUGGUUAUUCUGGUUGGGAAAGGCUUAUCUUGAGAGGUCCAGAUGAUCAAGGGAAGUCAGCUACGAAUUACAAAUCGGAGCAGCGGUCGAAAUUGAUCGACCAAGGCUUUAAAAUCCAUGGCAACACCGGUGAUCAGUGGAGUGAUCUUCUAGGCUUUGCCGUGGCUGACCGUUCUUUUAAAGUCCCAAACCCGAUGUAUUACAUUCCUUGA
Messenger RNA from Brassica napus (rape), 309 nucleotides. RefSeq names its product acid phosphatase 1. The coding region runs from base 1 to 309 and encodes 102 amino acids. The record is from RefSeq and is a predicted model, not a curated record. NCBI's taxonomy places the organism in Eukaryota, Viridiplantae, Streptophyta, Magnoliopsida, Brassicales, Brassicaceae. The transcript is spliced from 2 exons.